This is a messenger RNA of Jaculus jaculus (lesser Egyptian jerboa), 7839 nucleotides long. It is a transcript of the gene Cul9, whose product is annotated as cullin 9. Gene Ontology annotation, cellular component: cullin-RING ubiquitin ligase complex. The coding region runs from base 148 to 7698 and encodes 2516 amino acids. NCBI's taxonomy places the organism in Eukaryota, Metazoa, Chordata, Mammalia, Rodentia, Dipodidae. The record is from RefSeq and is a predicted model, not a curated record. The transcript has 41 exons. Gene Ontology annotation, biological process: ubiquitin-dependent protein catabolic process. Gene Ontology annotation, molecular function: ubiquitin protein ligase binding; zinc ion binding.
UGGGACCCGUAGAUGCCCGGCGGUGCGGUGCGUGCGUUCGCGGUGUGACCCGGAAGGGAGCUCUGCGAGGAGGCGGGACCGGGACGGCGGGGGAUCGGCUGCUAGGUCCCUGCGAGGACCGAGCCCGAGCGGUGGGAGGAGAUCAGGAUGGUAGGGGAACGACGUUCUGGGGACCUUAUGGUGCCCUUGGGGCCCCGGCUACAGGCAUAUCCCGAAGAGCUCAUUCGGCAGCGGCUCGGACAUGAUGGGCGGCCCGAAUACCUGAUCCGAUGGAGUGUUCUGAAGUGUGGGGAAGAGGACAAAGUGAGCGUGGAGGAAGGCAAGGCCGAACACAUCCUCAUGUGGCUGUCGGCGCCAGAGGUCUACGCCAACUGCCCCAUGCUGUUGCAUGAGCGGACGGUGUCUAAGGGACCUCAGUAUGAAUCUGCUAGGGGUUUAGGAAGCUUUUCUCAAGAUCCAGGGAGCCUGGAUGAAUUGGCAGUGGCAGAAAUGGAGGCCGAUGUGCGGGCGCUGGUACGCAGGGCUGCCAGGCAGCUGGCAGAAGGCGGGACCUCCAGUCUUACGGCCGCAGUGCUUCACACCAUCCAUGUGCUCAGCGCCUAUGCCAGCAUCGGGCCGCUUACCGGAGUCUUCAGGGAGACAGGAGCCCUGGACCUGCUCAUGCAUAUGCUGUGCCAUCCCGAGCCUCAGGUCCGUCGGAGUGCGGGCAAGAUGCUGCAGGCUCUGGCAGCCCACGAUGCUGGAAGUCGGGCUCACGUCCUUCUGUCACUGAGCCAGCAAGAUGGCAUCGAACAGCACAUGGAUUUUGACAGUCGCUACACUUUGCUGGAGUUGUUUGCAGAGACCACGUCCUCUGAAGAGCACUGCAUGGCCUUUGAAGGCAUUCAUCUGCCUCAGAUCCCAGGAAAGCUGCUCUUCUCCCUGGUGAAGCGCUACCUGUGUGUCACUUCCCUGCUGGAUCAGCUGAAUAACAGCCCAGAGCCUGGAGCUGGACACCCAGACUCCCCGAGCCCCACGAAGGAGAGCAGCCGGGGACAGCGGGAGCUGGAGUUCAGUAUGGCCGUGGGCAACCUCAUUUCCGAGCUGGUGCGGAGCAUGGGCUGGGCCCGGAACCUCAGUGACCAGGGCACAGCACCACCCCGUCCAUCCAGGUCCAUCUUUCAGCCCUGCAUUUCAGGCCCUCCUCUAUUACUGCCCAACAUCGUCACUACCCCCAGAAGGCAAGGGCAAGCCUUCCGCCAGCGCUCUGAAUUUUCUAGCCGUAGUGGCUACGGUGACUACGUUCAGCAGACGUUGCAGCCGGGGAUGCGAGUGCGAAUCCUGGAUGACUACGAGGAGAUCAGUGCUGGGGAUGAGGGCGAGUUCCGGCAGAGCAACAGCGGCGUGCCCCCUGUGCAGGUCUUCUGGCAGUCGACAGGCCGCACCUACUGGGUGCACUGGCACAUGCUGGAGAUCCUGGGUCCUGAGGAAGCUAGGGGAGAUUCAGUUUCUGCCUCUCUGGAGAAGGGGGCUUCAGUGUUGGACACAGCAUUUUCCUCUGGGGACUGGAAGCCUCUGUAUGGCCUCUACUCUUUGCCAUAUCUCCAGCCUGAGCCUCAGAAGAAAGAGGACUUGGGAUACCUGACACAGGCAGAAUGGUGGGAACUGCUUUUCUUCAUCAAGAAGUUAGACUUAAGUGAGCAGCAACCAAUUUUCCAGAAUCUUCGAGAGAAACUGGAUAAGGCUAUGAGUGAAACGGCUCUGGGGGAGAUCUCCGUGCCCAUCGAGAUGGCUGAGGGUCUGCUGCAGGUCCUCAGUAGUCGCUUUGAGGGCAGCACCCUCUGUGACCUUCUCAACUCCCAGAUCUACACCAAGUACGGGCUGCUGCCUGAUGAACUGAGCAGCCUGUCUUCUUCACGAAGUGGCUCCUCUACCCCAGAUCCAGACGAGGAGUCCAAGUCAGCAAGCAGCUUGUUAGAAGAGACCGGGUCCCCCAAGGCAGAGGCAGAGCCCCUUAAGGUAGAAGCUGAGCCUGCCAAGGUGAAGACUGAGCCCCCAAAGGCACAGAGUGAUUCUCAGCUAUUUAACCAGCUUCUGGUAGCUGAGGGAAUGGCUCUAUCUGCUGAAACAAAGGAGGCAGCCGAUGAAAUGGCUAGAGCUUUGCGGGGUCCUGGUCCACGCAGCUCCCUGGAUCAGCAUGUGGCAGCGGUUGUGGCCACGGUGCAGAUGUCCAGCUCGGACACCCACCUGCAGCUUUCAGGGCUCUGUGCCCUUUCUCAGGCUGUGGAGGAGAUCACUGAGCAGGAGCAUCCUCUGGUCCGUCCCGACAGACCGCUGAGGGAGAAGCUGGUCAAAACACUGGUGGACUUGCUGACCAACCAGGUGGGAGAGAAGAUGGUGGUGGUGCUGGCCCUGCGCCUCCUUUACCUGCUCAUGACCAAGUAUGAGUGGCGUCCGCUCUUUGCCAGGGAGGGUGGCAUCUACGCUGUGCUGAUUUGCAUGCAAGAAUACAAGACUUCGGUUUUGGUGCAGCAGGCAGGGCUGGCGGCGCUGAAGAUGCUGGCCAUUGCCAGCUCCUCAGAGCUCCCCGCUUUUGUUACUGGCCGGGAUUCCGUCCAACCUCUGUUUGGUACCCAGAUGACCAGAGAGAUCUUCGCCAGCAUUGACUCAGCCACGCGCCCAGGCUCCGAGAGCUUGCUCCUUAGUAUCCCCGCCGCUGUGAUCCUGAUGCUCAAUACUGAGGGGUGCUCCUCUGCAGUGAGAAAUGGCCUGCUUCUCCUCAGCCUGCUUCUGUGCAACCACCACACUCUGGGAGACCAGAUCAUAACCCAGGAGCUGAGAGACACUUUGUUUAGGCACUCAGGGAUAGCACCGGGAACCGAACCCAUGCCCACCACACGCACCAUCCUCAUGAUGCUUCUCAACCGCUACUCAGAGCCACGGGGCAGUCCUGAGCGAGCAGCACUUGAGACUGCAAGCACCCCGGGUCAGGAUGGGUCCCCUGAGUUACUGAUUCGAUCCCUGGUGGGGGACCCAUCUGCAGAACUCUUCCUGGACUUGGAGCGUGUGCUGUGCCGUGAGAGCAGCCCACGGGGUGCUGUGAGUCCCUUACUCAAGUGCCUCCAGCAGGAGAGCCAGCCCUUCCUCCUAUUGCUGCGGACUUUGGAUGCCCCUGGGCCCAACAGAACUCUGCUGCUCACCGUUCUCAGGGUCAUGACUCGACUGCUGGAUUACCCUGAGACACUGGUCCUCCCCUGGCAUGAGGUUCUGGAGCCAUGCCUCAACUGCCUGAAUGGCCCCAGCAGUGACUCUGAGGUUGUUCAGGAGCUCACCUGCUUCCUGCACCGCCUGGCUCUGACGCACAAGGACUACGCAGUGGUGCUGUGCUGCCUGGGAGCAAAAGAAGCCCUCUCCAAAGUGCUGGACAAGCACUCCACUCAGCUCCUGCUGGCCUCCGAGCUCCGAGACCUGGUGACAGAGUGCGAGGAAUACGCCCAACUCUACAGUAACCUCACCUCCAGCAUCCUGGCAGGCUGCAUUCAGAUGGCGCUGGGCCAGAUCGAAGACCACCGACGAACCCACCGGCCUAUCAACAUCCCCUUCUUCGAUGUGUUCCUCAUGCAUCUCUGCCAGGGCUCCAGUGUGGAAGUGAAGGAGGACAAGUGCUGGGAGAAGGUGGAGGUGUCCUCCAACCCUCACCGGGCCAGCAAGCUGAUGGACCGCAACCCCAAGACCUACUGGGAGUCCAACGGCAGCACUGGCUCCCACUACAUCACCUUGCACAUGCGCCGAGGUGUUCUUAUUCGGCAGCUGACUCUGCUCGUAGCCAGUGAAGACUCGAGUUACAUGCCAGCCAGGGUGGUGGUAUUUGGAGGCGACAGUGCCAGAAGCAUCAACACGGAGCUUAACACGGUGAACGUGAUGCCCUCUGCCAGCCGGGUGACCCUCCUGGAGAACCUGACCCGCUUCUGGCCCGUCAUCCAGAUCCGCAUAAAGCGCUGCCAGCAGGGUGGCAUCGACACUCGGGUUCGGGGUGUGGAGGUCUUGGGUCCCAAACCCACUUUCUGGCCACUGUUCCGGGAGCAGCUUUGUCGCCGUACAUGUCUCUUCUACACAAUGUGGGCGCAAGCAUGGAGCCGGGACAUAGCAGAGGACCGCAGGCGCCUCCUCCAGCUCUGUCCCAGACUGAACAGAGUUUUGCGUCACGAGCAGAAUUUUGCCGAUCGCUUCCUUCCUGAUGACAAGGCGGCUCAAGCACUGGGCAAGACUUGCUGGGAGGCCCUGGUCAGCCCCCUGGUGCAGAACAUCACCUCUCCCGAUGCAGAGGGUGUGAGCUCCCUGGGGUGGCUGCUGGACCAGUACUUGGAGCAGAGGGAGAGCUCUCGGAUCCCCCAGAGUCGAGCAGCAGCCUUUUGUUCUCGAGUUCGCCGCCUUUGCCACUUGCUGGUGCAUGUGGAGCCCCCGCCCGGGCCUUCCGAGCCCUCCAGCAAGAACAGUAAGGGUCAGGAUCGAAGCCCAGUGCCGUGCCCAGUGCUUCCCAGUAGCACCCUGCGGAACAUCACUCAGUGCUGGCUGAGCGUGGUGCAGGAACAGGUCAGCCGAUUCCUGGCUGCGGCCUGGAGGGCCCCGGACUUGGUGCCGCGCUACUGUAAACUCUACGAGCACCUGCAGAGAGCAGGCGCCGAGCUGUUCGGGCCCCGGGCUGCCUUCACGCUGGCUCUGCGCACGGGCUUCUCUGGAGCCCUGCUGCAGCAGUCCUUCCUCACCGCCGCCCACAUGACAGAGCAGUUUGCUAGGCACAUCGAUCAACAGAUCCAGGGUGGGCUGCUUGGCGGAGCCCCCGGAGUGGAAAUGCUGGGGAGGCUUCAGCAGCACCUGGAGCCUAUCAUGGUCCUCUCUGGCCUGGAGCUGGCCACGACGUUUGAGCACUUCUAUCAACACUACAUGGCAGACCGUCUCCUGAGCUUGGGCUCGAGCUGGCUGGAGGGCGCUGUGCUGGAGCAGAUCGGCCUCUGUUUCCCCAACCGCCUCCCGCAGCUGAUGUUGCGGAGUCUGAGCACCUCCGAGGAGCUGCAGCGGCAGUUCCACGUCUACCGGCUCCAGCAACUGGACAGGUUCCUCCUGGAGCAGGAGGAUAAGGAGGACCCGGGACUGGAGGAAAAGGAGGAGGAAGAUGAGGACGUGGAGGCUAAGAAAGAAAUGUUUACAGAAGAUCCAAGUCCAACAGUCUCUAUCCUGGUCCUGUCACCACGCUGCUGGCCGGUGUCCCCACUCUGCUACCUGCACCAUCCCAGAAAGUGCCUUCCCACAGAACUCUGUGAUGCUCUUGAUGGCUUCUCCACUUUCUACAGUCACAGUCAGAACUACCCAGUGCCGGACAUGGGGCCGCACCGGCGACUUCAGUGGACGUGGUUGGGCCGGGCCGAGCUGCAGUGUGGGGACCAGACCCUUCACGUGUCCACUGUGCAGAUGUGGCUGCUGCUGAGCGUCAGUCGCGCAGAGGAGGUGUCAGUAGAGGUCUUGUUGGAGAAUUCUGACCUCGCCCCUGAGCUCCUGCACCAGGCGCUUCUGCCCCUCACGUCUGAAAGUGGCCCUUUGAUUCUGCAGGAGGCACAGGACUUUCCACACGGGGGGGUGCUGCGGCUUCGUGAGCCCACGUCCUGGCCCAGUGAGAAGGUCCUGUGGCUGAUACCUCCCCAGACGUACCUCAGUGUAGAAAAGGACGAGGGCCGAACCUUGGAACAGAAGAGGAACCUCCUGAGCUGUCUUCUUGUCCGUAUUCUCAAAGCUCAUGGGGAGAAAGGCCUCCACAUCGAUCAGCUGGUUUGUCUGGUGCUGGAGGCUUGGCAGAAGGGUCCAGACCCACCAGGGAGCCUGGGCCGCACUGUUGCUGGGGGUGUGCUGUGCACCACUACUGACGUUCUGUCUUGCAUCCUGCACCUCCUGGGUCAGGGCUACGUGGAGAGACGUGAUGACCGUCCCCAGAUCUUGGUGUAUGGCACCCCAGAGCCCAUGGGGCCCUGCCGAGGUCAAGCAGAUAUCCCCUUCUGUGGCAACCAGAACACUGAAAUGUACAAGCCUAGCCCAGAAGCUGUGGCGGCCCUGGCAUCUCUACAGCUGCCUGCAGGCCGCACCAUGAGUCCCCAGGAGGUAGAAGGGUUGAUGGAGCAGACGGUGCGGCAGGUGCAGGAGACGCUGAAUGUAGAGCCCGACGUGGCUCAGCACCUGCUGGCUCAUUCCCACUGGGGCGCCGAACAGCUGCUGCAGAGCUACAGCGACGAGCCUGAGCCACUGCUGCUGGCCGCUGGCCUGAGAGUACCCGAGGCCCAGGCUGUCCCCCUGCGCCCCGACCACUGCCCGGUGUGCGUCAGCCCCCUGGAGCCUGAGGACGACUUGCCCUCUCUCUGCUGCAUGCACUACUGUUGCAAGUCCUGCUGGAACGAGUAUCUGACCACCCGGAUUGAGCAGAACCUUGUGCUGAACUGCACCUGCCCCAUCGCUGACUGCCCAGCCCAGCCCACCGGAGCCUUCAUCCGCGCCAUCGUCUCCUCGCCAGAGGUCAUCUCCAAGUAUGAGAAGGCUCUGCUUCGAGGCUAUGUGGAGAGCUGCUCCAACCUGACGUGGUGCACCAACCCCCAGGGCUGCGACCGCAUCCUGUGCCGCCAGGGCCUGAGCUGCGGGACCACCUGCUCCAAGUGUGGCUGGGCCUCCUGCUUCAGUUGUAGUUUCCCCGAGGCACACUAUCCUGCCAGCUGCGGUCACAUGUCUCAGUGGGUCGACGACGGUGGCUACUACGAUGGCAUGAGCGUGGAGGCCCAGAGCAAACACCUGGCCAAGCUCAUCUCCAAACGCUGUCCCAGUUGUCAGGCUCCCAUCGAGAAGAAUGAAGGGUGCCUGCACAUGACCUGUGCCAAAUGUAACCACGGAUUCUGCUGGCGCUGCCUCAAGUCCUGGAAGCCAAAUCACAAGGACUAUUACAACUGCUCUGCCAUGGUGAGCAAGGCAGCUCGCCAAGAGAAGCGGUUCCAGGACUAUAACGAGAGGUGCACGUUCCACCACCAGGCCCGGGAGUUUGCUGUGAACUUGCGGAACCAGGCCGCUGCCAUCCAUGAGGUGCCUCCACCCAAAUCUUUCACCUUCCUCCAUGAUGCCUGCCGUGCCCUGGAGCAGGCUCGAAAGGUGCUGGCCUACGCCUGCGUGUACAGCUUCUAUAGCCAGGACACGGAGUACAUGGACGUGGUGGAGCAGCAGACGGAGAACCUGGAGCUGCACACCAACGCCCUGCAGAUCCUCCUCGAGGAGACCCUGCUGCGCUGCGAAGACCUGGCCUCGUCGCUGCGCCUCCUGCGGGCCGACUGCCUCAGCACAGGCAUGGAGCUGCUCCGGAGGAUUCAGGAGAGGCUGCUGGCCAUCCUGCAGCACUCCACCCAGGACUUCCGGGUUGGUCUCCAGAGUCCAUCAGUAGAGGCUCAAGAGGCCAAAGCAUCGAACAUGCCCAGCAAUCAGAUCCAGGGCUCCUCAGGGCUGGAAGCAGAGGAGGAAGAAGAGGAGGAGGAGGAGGAGGAGGAGGAAGACGAGGAGGAUGCACCCGCAUGGCAGCAGGAGUUUGACGAGGAGCUGGACAAUGACACCUUCUCCUACGAUGAGGAAUCCGAGAACCUAGACCGAGAGACUUUCUUCUUCGGGGAUGAGGAUGAUGAUGAUGAGUCCUAUGACUGAGGGGGAGAGGCAGGAAGCACCUGGGGCGGCCCCACAAUCAUGGGGCCGCAGGGUGGGGGCGGUUCACCACCCACCGUCAUGGGAGAGCAGAUACCCACUCUUCAGCACCUUGUUUACUGAAUAAACUUCCUUUUUUUUCCA